Messenger RNA from Colletotrichum spaethianum, 558 nucleotides. RefSeq lists its product as uncharacterized. Bases 1 to 558 code for a protein of 185 amino acids. Lineage: Eukaryota; Fungi; Ascomycota; Sordariomycetes; Glomerellales; Glomerellaceae. The transcript has a single exon. The record is from RefSeq and is a predicted model, not a curated record.
AUGCCACCAGUCACUCCUCCAAAUCCGCUGCCGCCGGAUGAGAACGUCAACCCGGUUCUCCUUAGCAUCUCCGGCGUGCUCGUCUUCUUCGCCAUCUUCACCACAUCGAUCCGCCUAUACGUGAGGUUCGCGCUACGACAUUUAGGAUGGGACGAUUAUCUGAUGGCAAUUGUUGCCAGCCUGGGCAUCAUUCGAUACGGCGUCCAGUGCGCGCAGGGCGCGUCCGGCAACGGCAGGCAUAGAUGGUACAUUUCAACAGAGGCCUACGUCCACAACAACAUGCUUGGAUGGUUCGCACAGAUUCUCCUUUUCUCCAGCAUUUGUGUCCUGAAAUGCUCCAUCAUGCUGUUGCUGCUCCGCAUCAAGAAUUCCAGCAGGCUGAAAUACUUCCUGUGGGCCGUCAUGACUGGCCUGGUCGUGACGAACCUUGGCGUCAUCAUCAUCCUUCUGGCAGAGUGCGAUCCCGUCGAUGCGUACUGGACAGGAGUAGGCAAAUGUUGGGAUGCCAAAAUACGAAUUUAUUCCAUUUACUUGACCAUCUGUGAGUUGAUCACAUAA